CAUCUUAUUUCUUUUGUCGACUCUGAUGAAAAAUCUAUAUCAUUUGAUGUUUUCGCAGUAAUUUCAUUGUGCCCUUCUUUUUAAUAAAAAUCUAAUUUAAGUUCAUGUUAGAAUAUUACAUUAAGUUUAUUUUUAUGAGUCUUUUGAUAACAUUUUUUUUGUCGAGCAUUCUAAAUUUGUGUGACAGGAAUUCCAAAUAUUGAAUUUUUCUGUUUGUUAUUUGUGUUCUUUUGAUGUGACCGUGAAAGUGGUGGUUCUUGAGAAUGAUACAACAACAUGAUCAUGAGACAAACGGAUUACCGUCACAGUUCAAUCGGUGCUCACAGUAAUUGAUGUGAGUGUAUUGGUUUCACGAUUCCCUGAAAACCAUGUGGAUUUCGACAGAAACGCGUGCUUUCUCUGUAGCCAUCAUAUGCCAUUUUGUGACGACGUGCAAAACACACUUGCGUUUCCAAGAAAAUUGAAUACUUGAAAAGAGACAAAAAAAGUGCACGUUUCAUCUGUUGCAGAAAAGAUUCGGCCGAUUUUCAAGCGGUGAUUAUUAUUAUAACAACUUCUCGCUGAGUACGAACGCAAAUCAUACAUUCUCCGACGUGCGAUCGAAAUUGGAAUUUUUCGUUCAGUCGUUAGACACAUUAGCUUGUUCAUUUUCAGACUAUUAAUCCGGGUUUUAACUAUUUUUAAGUUAAAUUUGCUUUUAACGUUAAUUAAUAGUUUUGCGGUAUUUUUUAUUGAAUGCGCGAAAUUUUAUUGAUUACGUAGGAAAGUGAAAUUAUCGAAACAAAUUUUUCAUCGUUUUUUUUUCUCUUUUGUGAAUUCAAUUAAACACUCUAAAUAUAAGCGUGCAAAAGUUGCAAGAGAGAUUAAUCAACCAAUAGACGCUAAAAUGGGUCCAGAUGGAAAUAAUAAUUUGUUUAAUAAUUUAAUGUACCGUAAUGUGCAGCAGUCAAGUGAAAGCCAGAGCGAAGCCUCCUCAUCGGCUGAAAGCGAUUGGAGCGAUAUUAACAGUAUUGCUUUGCAAAUGGGCUUGCAUCCAAAAGAUUUGUGCGUUGAACGGUUUAAAGUUGAUCGACAAAAACUUGAAAAUAUGAUUAAAGACGCAUCACCUACCAAAGGCAUAAAUGCUGCUGAAUGUUUUUUCGAAAACAUUAUAAAAUCGACUGGGACCCGCAUCAGCUGGCCAUGUCGCUUAAAAAUCGGUGCAAAAACAAAAAAAGAUCCACAUGUGCGAAUCGUUGGUAAAAAUUCGGAUGUCAUGAAAGCUAAAGAGCAAAUUUUGCACUCUUUGGACUCUCGUGUAAGUAGAAAACAACUACAAUUAAGACAUAACGACUUAAUCAUCCUUUUUCGCGAUCAGGGCUGUCGUGUAAUCAUGAAAAUGGAUAUUUCGUACUCUGACCAUUCAUACAUAAUCGGACGUGGUGGUAACAAUAUUAAGAAGAUCAUGGAAGACACUUUGACUCAUAUUCAUUUUCCUGAUUCGAAUCGUUCGAGCCAAACGGAAAAAAGCAACCAAGUUUCGUUAUGUGGAAGUUUGAAAGGCGUGGAAAAGGCACGCGCUCUAGUUCGUUUCUCGACACCAUUGAUUAUAUCUUAUGAAUUGCCCAUGAGCAUUCCUGGUCGACCGAUGCCUGAUAACAAUACCGAAUACGUUAAGGAAGCUGAAGCUAGGUUUAAUGUUCAAGUGAGAUUUUUGUCUCGUGCUAAAUUGCAUACGUCCGUUUUGGUUAAAGGUUGUGAAAAAGAAGCAGAAAAAGUUCAAGACGCAGCUCGUCAUCUAUGUUUUCAUAUGUGUGGAAGUAGCCAAAUUCAGGUCAAUUUGCAGCUUCAAAUUUCACCACAACAUCAUGACAUCGUUAAAGGCAGAAACAACAUGCACCUAAUGAAAAUCAUGGAGCAUACUAAUACCAAGAUAAUAUUUCCGGACUUGAGUGACGCGAACAUAAACCCGAAAGAAAAAUCUCAAGUGACUAUUACUGGUAUCAUUGAUGGCGUUUACCGAGCUAGACAGCAGCUCAUUGGCAAUUUGCCGGUGGCUCUGAUAUUCGAUUAUCCGGAAAAUUCGGUUAAACAAGAGGAUAUUAAUACGCUCAUGAAUCAAUUUGGAGUUUUCAUUGCUGCCCGCCAUAAGCAACGACAAAGCACUUUGUGCAUCGUUAUAAAAGGAAUCGAGAAAUACGUCGAUAAAAUCUACGAAGCUCGACACAAACUCUUGAAUUUGACAUCGAAGGAGGUUGUGGAGGCUGAAAUACCGUCUACAUAUUUCUCAUUGGUAGAACAAGAAUUCAAUACAUCGGCCUUGGUAGAGAUUUUAUCCAGUGUUCCUAAUAGUCCCCUCACGCCCGGUGGUUUGUUGCAAAAUUUCACUCCAACUUUUCCGAAUCCUUCAUUUCAAAACCAACUUGGCAGUCGCGUGCAUGAUUUUUCAAAUUUGACACCAGCAAAUCUACGCUAUCAUGCACUCCAACAACAAGCCCUUCAACAGCAAGUGAACAAUCAAACUUUAGCUUCAAGUCUUUCAGCAAAUGUUAUGCCAUCUUAUUCAACCGGUCCAAGUGUUUCACCCCGUUCUACGAGCACGAACACCAGUGGAUAUCUUAGCCAUGCAAGCAACAUCCUCAAUAUCAGUGGCAGUGCAAAUUCACUUGAACAACUUUACGCCCCAUACAAACCAGCGAUCCAAAUUAACGGCAAUGGUGUAAACCAUUUUCCGCAAUCGGAAAGUCAAAUAUUUAUUGGCAGUUCGGCUACCAAUUUAUCACGGCAUUUAAAUGAAAGCGGUAACCAUUCAUUCGAAACUGAAAAUCGUUUGCUGACACCGGGCUUUCAUUCGCCACGAACAUUGGAUUUUGAUCGAAAGCGUAUUGAAGGUCUGAAAGCGAUGGACCGUCUCGAUUUGAAUAGAGAACAGGUUAGAACACCAACUGAUGCAUGGGUUAAGUUUUCCUUGAGCAAAACGUCACCGUUUGCACUGGAAUCAUCAUCCGCAGGUGUGUCGCAAUGGGCUCAAAGAGAAAAACUCAACUUUGACAAAGUUGCAACCACGGGUCUUAUUGAUAGUGUACCAUGGAGUGACCGCAUAUCUUUGUCUCAGUUCAAAGAUAUCCAUUCACUAUUCAGUCAUCUCAAACUUGAGCACUACAUCAGUAAUUUUGUUGUAGAGAAAAUUGAUAUCAAGAUGUUUGCCACGUUGACUGCAGAAGACUUACUGGAGCUGAAAAUCAAUGCGUUUGGUGCUCGAAAACGUUUACUUUUGGCAAUAAACCAGUUAAAGGCAGAAACUCCUCCAUCAAGUGAAUGGGUCCAGUUAUCUGACUUCAAAGAUAUUCCAUCAUUAUUUACACACUUGGAAAUGGGUCAUCACAUUGAAAACUUCAUUCAAAAUGAAAUUGAUUUGAAAACGUUCGUGACGUUAACAGCACACGAUUUGGAUGAACUCGGUGUUAAACCAUUUAUCGAGAAAAAACGACUUCUUCUGGCUAUCAAUCAAUUGAAGUCUGAAAGGUUUGCUGGUUCGGCGGCUCCUGGUGCAGAGCGUCGAUCAAGUGCAGGAAUUAUUCCAGAGUCUAAACUGUUCCACAUUUCUUAGAAUUGUUCAAAAAGUACAUAGUACUGAAACUUCAAAAUGGAACCAGAAAAAGAACAAAUAACAGCCAAUGCAUACAAUAAUUUUAAAUGGUAGAAAAAUUAUAUAAUACAAAGUUUACUUAAAAUCAUUGUUAAAAUAUCAAUAAUGAUUUACAUAAUAUUUAAAACAAAGGUCAAAAGGCGGAUGAUAAUAAUCAUAAUUGAAAGAAAAAUAGGUCACAAGCAAGCGUGAACUGCGGUUUUUGGUGUAUUUGCAUAUAGUUUCAUCUGGAUUUUUAGUAACCAAAAAUAUGAGUCUCUUUCAUAUGUAUUUGACCGUCAUGGCCAGAUAAUAUACGAGAAGAUUGAAAGUGUUUUAAUUUGUACAACCAUAAUAAAUUAUUUAGUCGACAAGCAGCUAAAAUGCCGAGAGCGAAAUUAAUAUGAAUCGCAAUUAAACCACAAAAAAUAAUUAUGAUAAUGUGAAAUUGAAACAACGACAAGCCACCACAGAUAUUCAAAAAUAUAAUACAAUAUAUAUAUAUAUAUAUGUAUAUACACAUAACGAAAAUGAGAAAUCCCAAUGGAUGAUAGGCUAAUACAUUUCAUAGAGACAUGUUGUUGUUGCGAAAAAUCGCAGACUUUUAAUUUUGAAAUAAUAGAUUGAAAAAGAAACAAAAGAGAAAAUUUAACGCAAAACAUUGUAUGCAAUGCGCUGGCUUAAUAUAAUACCUUUUUUUCUUCCUCUCAUUCCAUAAAUUGAUAACAACUCAUUACUGCAUGCACAAUGUUAUUACUACAUUAUUCAUUAAAAAAUUUCUACUCAUAAAGUAAUUUCAAUCCCCCAUUUCCAAUCAUUCGAAUAUUAUUUGAAAAUUAUGAAAACACUCAGCAUAUAUAUGAUUAAAAAUGAAUCAAUUCACUUUGAAACAAACAGAAGAUUAAAUUGUAAUUAUAAUUAUAUUCGAAUUAUUUAUGAAAUAAAUUUAUUUGAACAGGAA
Molecule: messenger RNA, 4568 nt
Organism: Sitodiplosis mosellana (orange wheat blossom midge)
Lineage: Eukaryota; Metazoa; Arthropoda; Insecta; Diptera; Cecidomyiidae
Gene: BicC
Product: protein bicaudal C
Exons: 14
Coding region: 887-3589 (900 amino acids)
Cellular component (GO): cytoplasm
Molecular function (GO): protein binding; RNA binding
Source: RefSeq, a predicted model, not a curated record